This is a messenger RNA of Meleagris gallopavo (turkey), 473 nucleotides long. RefSeq names its product feather keratin 1-like. Gene Ontology annotation, molecular function: structural constituent of cytoskeleton. Gene Ontology annotation, cellular component: intermediate filament. Lineage: Eukaryota; Metazoa; Chordata; Aves; Galliformes; Phasianidae. The record is from RefSeq and is a predicted model, not a curated record.
UCCAUCCUGCAGACAUGUCCUCAAACGAUCUGUGUGCUUCCACCCCCUGUGGCCCAACCCCACUGGCCAACAGCUGCAACGAGCCCUGUGCCCAGCAGUGCCAGGAGUCCACCUACAUCAUCCAACCACCGCCAGUGGUGGUGACCUUGCCUGGACCCAUCCUCAGCUCCUUCCCCCAGAACACUGCUGUGGGAUCCUCCACCUCCGCUGCUGUGGGCAGCACCCUCAGCUCUGAGGGAGUGCCCAUCACCUCCGGCAGCUCCUUGGGAUUUGGGAGCUUUGGUUAUCCCAGUCUGGGAAGUGGGUACAGCCGGCCCUACCGUCGCUACAACACCUACCGCAGUGGCUUCAAUGGGCCAUGCUAGAGCACGAGGAGCAGGCAGGAAGAAGUGACCAGAAAUACUGAAGCAUGACUCGAUGUGGGAGAGAGCUCCUGGCCAUGGUUACGUGUUGUUAGACACCCACAAUUCUGC